Megalopta genalis is the source of this 2237-nucleotide messenger RNA. RefSeq names its product neurotrimin. Gene Ontology annotation, cellular component: neuron projection. Lineage: Eukaryota; Metazoa; Arthropoda; Insecta; Hymenoptera; Halictidae. The record is from RefSeq and is a predicted model, not a curated record.
UCGCGUAUCCUGCCGUCGAUUUGGUACCGUGAUGAUCAGUGAACGUGUGAAGUGUGUUCUGGGGACCACCGAGAACCGGUCGCGGUUCCUGACCACGGUUUUCCUAAUUACGGUGUUUACCAGGAGUGCCUGGACCGACAACUCCACCGGUUCCGAGGGACCGAGCUUUACCGUGCCAAUAACGAACGUGACGGUCCCAUUGGGCAGAGAAGCGGUGCUCGCUUGCGUUGUCGCGAACCUUUCCAACCACAAGGUAGCAUGGCUACGCGUGGACACACAAACGAUUUUAACGAUAGCCAAUCACGUGAUUACAAAGAAUCACAGGAUCCUAGUCACGCACACCGAGCAUAAAACGUGGCACCUGCACAUACGAGACGUCAAGAAGUCGGACAGGGGCGCGUACAUGUGCCAGCUGAACACCGACCCGAUGAAGAGCCAAACUGGCUAUUUGGAAGUCGUAGUUCCGCCAAACAUCUUAGAUUAUUCCACGAGCACGGACAUGAUUACCAACGAGGGAAGCAACGUGACGUUGCGCUGCGCUGCUGACGGCACACCCACGCCGAACAUCACCUGGAGAAGAGAAGACGGGGAAACUAUACUACGCGGGAAUGGCAAGGAAGUGAAGAGCAUAGAGGGAUCAGUCUUCAACAUCACCAAGGUCAGCCGAUCGCAGAUGGGAGCAUACUUCUGCAUUGCUUCCAACGGCGUGCCACCCACCGUCAGUAAAAGAAUAAUGCUCAUAGUGCAAUUUGCUCCAGAGAUUUCGAAACUGAAUCAAUCGGUGGGAGCGCAGCUGGGGCAGAACAUGACUUUGGAGUGUAAUUCAGAGGCAUUCCCGAAAUCGAUCAACUAUUGGACGAAGCUACCAAAAGACGAAGCUAUAAAAGAUGGCGCGGCGUACAUGCAGACGGUCUCAGAAAGCCCGUACAAAGUGCACAUGAAACUUGCAAUUCGCUCGGUAGCGAAGGCGGAUUACGGGGUAUACAAAUGCAUAUCAAUAAACACACUCGGCGAGGCGGAUGGCAGCAUCAGUCUCUAUGAGAUUCCGACGCCAACAACGCAAAUGAGGACGACGUCGACCACUCCGCAGCCUACGAUCCAAGAAGUCGAAAACAUUCAAAAUUCACGGCAGAGGCCAUUACCAAGCGCCGAACCAAAUCCUUUCCAAAUAACGGUCUCGUCGUUGCCCAACGUCGUAAGAAACGAUGACGUCCGUAUCCACGGGAGGGCGAGCAGCGGCGGGUACAACGACGUGGAAAACAAUGUAGCGACGAAAGGACGGAAAAGUAUCGACAGCCAAGUACGACCACGAAGAAUCGACAACACGGCGCAAUCGAUGUCAUCCAGGGGCAGCGGCACGAAUUUUCUCGCGCAAUCUAGAGCGGCCGUCUGCAUAAUCCUACUAUCCGCGCUGUCGUAGUCGCGUCAACGCGCAAAAAAGAAUGGUUAUUCGAGGAAAAUCCUUCGGGGAUCAAGAUUCGUCCUGUUCAUCGUCAUUUAUCUCAUCCGCGAAAGGGAUCAAUUAAUGGAUGCGCGUCGAUAGAAUAAAUUUAUCGACGGCCAUCGCCGUCGCAGCCGCUUUCACCGAAAUCAACGACACACACGCGGAACACAGUAACGUGCACAGAUACACGCGCAGAGGCAGACACACAUAUAUACGCACACACGCCGAUUUUUCCUUGCAAAUGUUGCGACAAUACACCAAUCGUUCCGCAUCGAAUGUGCUUCGCAUGAAUCGCCUCCAAUUAUUUUUCAGGCGCAGCUUCCGAAUCUUUCCGUAAAUUAAGCUAAUGAGGAGAAUCUGAUUUCAAAGGCAGUUCUUUUUAAUGAAACUUGAGUCUAAAUUUGACACUGGAACAAUCGAAGUUCUUCUUACACAGCCACUUGCUGGAUACUUUUAAUUUGUCCAGUCGUGUUUUAUAAUAGUAAUCGUGCGAUUUAUCGAUAAACACAAUUUUGCUACUUUUAACCGUUUGCAGUCGAACGACCCAUCUCUACGGACGUAACGAGACUGCUGUUAAUUGUGAUGCUUCGAAGAUUAAACAUUUCUGUUUCGUAUGAUCCGUAUCGAUGCAAUCUUUUGUAUGAAAGUCUACUUAAAUGGAAUAAUUGUUUUCGACGUUGCGCGAUUUUGUAGAUAUUUUAUUUGUAGUUAGUUGCUACUUACACGCAUGUACACGUUCAAUACGAUAAAUACGUUCGCGUCGUUGGCACUCGAAACAAUUCUACGAGUGAGU